CGAAGGCCCUAGACCGGCGUGCUUUGCGCUUGCCGGGCCCGGCGCGGGAGUCUCGCUUUCCAAGGGUUCUGCAGAGCCACUGAGGCCGUUGUCAAGCACCUGCCUGGCAGAUGGAGAAUUGAUGCUGUGAAGCCCCCAGGUGGUCUGACGCUGGAGCCCACACUGAGUCACGAUGCAGUGUUAGCUUCAGUUUUCCACGGUGUGGCCCCGAGGCUGCUCGGUCUGUAACCUGACAGAAUCACCGGCUGACUUCUCUUAUUCUUGGCCCAGUUAUCCGCAGAGACAAUACUCAUGGCUGGUCCUUUGUGGAGGGCUACAGCCUUUAUACAGAGACACAGGACAGGACUGUUGGUGGGGUCCUGUGCGGGCCUGUUUGGGGUUCAAAUCUCAUUUCACCUCUUCUCGGAUCCCAUAGUCCAAUGGCUCUACCAGUACUGGCCUCAGGGCCAGCCGGCUCCUCUUGCCCCUCAGCUGCAGAGCCUCUUCCAGGAGGUGCUACAGGACAUGGGUGUCCCCUCAAGUCAUCACUACAAGCCUUUCACCGCCUUUACUUUUCAGCCUGUGAGUGCUGGCUUCCCAAGAUUUCCUACCGGGGCCAUGGUGGGAAUCCCUGCCAUCUUCCUGGGUGGCUCUGUGACCACCAUUGACCAUACUGUGAUCAUACAUGGGCAAAGAGUGAAUUGGCAAAGCCCAGCAGGUGCCAGGCUGAGAGACGCCCUGACCCUGUCUCAGAAUGCUCAGAAGUUUGCCUUAGCCAAAGAGGUGGUAUACCUGGAGAGCAAUGCGGCUACCCUACAGGCCCUGCCAGCCCCAGCUUGCCUCGCAGGAACCUGGGUACUCAGUGUGGGUAUCAAGCAUGCCCUGGGGCUGUAUAGAGGCCCCCUGGGCUUUCGAGCUGCCUUCAGCUUGGUGGCAGUAGUGGCAGGCUAUGUGGUCUACGCCUUCUGCAAGGACUCACUCACUGUUGCCCUGGAAGGCUGGCUGGACCGCCGCACCGCCUCUCUGUCAGCAGCCUAUGCCCAGGGUGGAGUGGAAUUCUAUGAGAAGAUCCUGUCAGGCAACCUAGCCCUCCGAAGCCUUUUGGGCCCACAAGGGGAGAAGCUGUACACACCAAGUGGAAACAUUGUCCCCGGACACUGGUUCCGCAUCAAACAUUUACCCUACACUACCCGCCGGGACUCUCUACUACAGAUGUGGAGGGGGACGCUCAACCCAGGGCGCUCCUGAGACGCCAGUCAACAGGGCGCUCCUGGCUCACAUAGGCACCACCCUGUGAUGAAUUCUGGGGGAAACUUUGGAUAUGGCUGCAUCCACAGCCCGAGGUCAGAACAGUGACCAUCUUUGGAGUUAAACAGCUCAAGUCUGUCCUGUCAUGAAUGAACUUGGUGACUGUGGGUGAGUGCCUAAAUGAAUCUGAGUCUCGUUUACCUCAGCUACGAAGUGGGAAGGAUUGAUUACAGGGUCGAAUGAGAUUGGGAGCCUGAGGGCCUGGUAGAGAGCAACAUAAAUAAACAGGGUGUUCGUUCUUCUUGGUCUCUGAAUCCCAGUGGGCUGUGGAUGUCAGCCUGAGUCAGCACCAGACACGUUUCUGGUCCAUCAACCCUCUCCUACAGUGGAGAACCACCCCGAUCCUGAUGUCAAAUAGCUAACUUAGACCUAGACCUUAAUCCCUCAGCAGUGCGGGAUGAGGAGAGCUGUGGCCAGAGAACCAGGCCUCAGCUGGCCAUUUGUGUUGUCUUCUCAUUGGAGAUUACAUCUUCCCUGGGUCGGUCAGUCUUGAAGGAUGUCGGCCUGGGACCCGUGUAACGCAGGGGAAAGGGGUUAGGCCACACCGAGGGAAAGGCACUCUGUGGCAUCUGGUUAUUCCUGGUAGAACACGAAAGGAGGGUGAACCAGGCCAGGCUGGAGAGUGACAGCAUGGGAUACCAGUGGCUUCUGCUCAGACUUUGCGUGUGGUCUGGAGUGCAGUGUGGUGCCAGCUGUAGGCCCUUCCCCUGGGCAUGGCAGGCUGAGCGUGUGUGGACAAGGGACUUCACAUCUCACAGGUCCCUAGCACCCAGGACAGCAUACAAUAUGGGCCUGAUAAUGGAUAGUGCUCUAGUUUCCUUUUCUGUGACUGUGGUAAAAAUACUCUGACCAAAAGCAACUCCAGGAGAGUUGGCUUACACUUCCAAGUCAUGAUCCAUCCUUGAGGGAAGUCAGAGCAGGAGCCACAGAGGAGCACUGCCUGCUGGUUCACUCUGACUCCCAGGCUUAUGCACAGCUAGCUUUUUUAUACAGCCCAAGGCUGCCUGCCGAUGGAAGGGACCGUCCACAAUGGGCUGGCCUUCUCAUCACUUAACAGUUGAGAUGAUCCCGCAGGGACACACCCAGAGACCAGUGUGACCUAGGCAGCUCCUCAGUUGAGGCUUUCCCUUCUCAGGACUCUAGGCUGUUGACAGCUAACCAGGACAGAUGGACAGUUCCUGGAUGAAUGACUCUCCAUCCUGCUAACUCCACAGGUUCCCCGGGGCUUCUCUCAGUCGCUGCUCUUGCUGUAUCCUAAGGGCCAAAAGGCCACGUCAGAAACCUAAUUCUUAGGUGGAGAAGUCUGGACACCAUGGGCUCCAUCUUCUCCACACUCUCCAGUCCCACACCAUCUACUUUCAAUCUUGCCAGGAACCAAGAUGGUGGCGGCAGGCCUCUGCCGAUUUGCUCAAAUCCUGGGGUUUAAAUGGGCUUCAGUCCCAUUGUGGCAGUGUUGAAAGGGGUGAAACCCGAGAGGCAGGGCCCAGUGGGCGGUGAUUAGGUCAUUUGGGGCGUCAUCUUCAGGAAGGAUUCAUUCUGGUCUUGCACGGUGAGCUUUGCCGGGCAUAAGUAACUGGCUUUGGUUUGCUUUAAGAUUUGAGAUGAGGUCUCAGUGUUGCCCAGGGUGGUCUUGAACUCAUGGGUUCAAGUGGUCUUGGCACCUCAGCCUCCUGGGUAGCCAGCACUGCUGGUGUACCACCACACACCCAGCACAGACUGCUGCAUACCUGUAAUCCCAGGUUUGGGCAGGAGGAUUACUAGUUUGAGGCCAAGCUGUGCUACAUAGUGAAACCCUGUCUCAGGAUAGCAGAAACCUGGGCAUGGUGGCUCACAUCUGUGAUCCCCAACGCUUGGGAGGUUGAGGCAGAGGGGUUAGAGGCUAGCAUGGGUUAUAUAGUAAUAAGUUCCAGGCAAGACUGAGCCAGGCUGAGACUCUGUCUCAAAGGACAAGACUAGGUCUUCCCCCCGGCUUCCUGUGUGCCCUCUUCUGAGACACCUUCCAUGAGGUCCCACCAGAGAUGAGCAGAAGCAGGUGAUGUUUUCCUGAACCUCCAGAGUGAUGAGCUAAAUAAACCACCUUUAAAAAAUA
This is a messenger RNA of Peromyscus californicus insignis, 3376 nucleotides long. RefSeq names its product transmembrane protein 177 (gene Tmem177). The record is from RefSeq and is a predicted model, not a curated record. The transcript is spliced from 2 exons. NCBI's taxonomy places the organism in Eukaryota, Metazoa, Chordata, Mammalia, Rodentia, Cricetidae. The coding region runs from base 292 to 1227 and encodes 311 amino acids.